Messenger RNA from Lathyrus oleraceus (garden pea), 615 nucleotides. RefSeq lists its product as uncharacterized. The coding region runs from base 1 to 615 and encodes 204 amino acids. The transcript is spliced from 2 exons. Gene Ontology annotation, cellular component: plasmodesma; plasma membrane. NCBI's taxonomy places the organism in Eukaryota, Viridiplantae, Streptophyta, Magnoliopsida, Fabales, Fabaceae. The record is from RefSeq and is a predicted model, not a curated record. Gene Ontology annotation, biological process: defense response to other organism.
AUGGAUACAGAAUCUGCAUCCUCCUCAAUCCCUCAGAGGCCAUUUUGGAUACAAUCACUUAUAGCUUUUACUGGAAUGGUCCUUCUUGCUGGCUUUUUUAUAUUGCUACUUCUCAUCUUCCGUUUUCGCACAACCAUGCCAGAGUUUGGAAUCAACUCAGCUUCUAUCAACUCACUCAAAAUAAAAAGUUCAAGAAUCACUGCGCAAUGGAACAUUACCCUCUUUGUCACAAACCACGACGGUUAUCAUAGUAUUUCUUACGAUGACAUUUCUUUUAACAUUAAUUACAACAACCAGCAGUAUCAAAGUCUUGUCUCCACCAUUCCUUUGAAACCUUUUUCUCAAAGCAGCGGUUUCACAAAUAGUAUCAUAGUUCAACAGAACAUGGAUGUCAAGAACGAUGUGGCUACCGACAUUGGCAGUAGCUCCUCCUCUAAUGGAAUUGUGAACUUUGAGGUUGGGUUGUCUGCUACUAUCAUGUUUAAGGAUGUGUUCAAUUUUCAAAAAGUUCGUACUAUGAAGAUUGUUUGUGAGCCUCUUAGCUUUAAAUUGGAGGAAGAUCAUUUACAAAAAUCGUCUAAUUGGAUUUUAUUGUAUGGUGUAGCAUGCCAUUAG